AACAACACCAGAAAGUCUGCCUGGGAAAGAAAAAAAAAAUCCUAAUCCCGUUUUGAACUGUUUACCCUGACGUCAGUCCGCACGGCUCGCAGCUUCUCUCUCUCACUUCUCUGCUCUCUCAACUCCGCUUCGCCCGGGAUUUCGGGGACCGAUGGACUUGGAGUCCAUAACCUACAGACCUGGAGCCACUGACAUGAUCCCCGUCUGUUUUCCCCAGACUGGACUAAAAGCGUAACAUGAAUACCUGCGCCAUUCUUCUGCUUCUGGCUGUUCAGAUUCGCGCCGACAGCGUCGAGGGACCAACAGCAGCAGGCUGUACGUUUGAUGAGGACUCCGACCCUAGCCUGUGUGAGUUCAGCCAGGGAGAGGAGGAUGAUUUUGAUUGGCAGCUGUUCCGCGCCCACGCCUCGCCUCAUGCCACCUCUGAUCUCCUGCGUGGCUCCUACAUGAUGGUGAACUCCUCUCAGCACGCUGCAGGCCAGAGAGCACAGCUGCUGCUGCAGACACUCAGUGAGAAUGACACACACUGCGUCCAGUUCAGCUACUUCCUGUACAGCCGGGACGGCCACAGCCCUGGGACGCUGCGGGCAUUUGUGCGGGUGAAUGGUGGCCCCCUGGGCAUCCCCGUCUGGAACGUCUCUGGCUCUCAGGGCAAACAGUGGCACCAGGUGGAGCUGGCUGUCAGCACCUUCUGGCCCAAUGAGUAUCAGGUAUUGCUGGAGGCAACUGUAGACCGCUGGGGCUAUAUUGCUGUGGACGAUAUCCUGGUGCUGAACUAUCCAUGCUAUAAAGCUCCCCACUUCUCUCGGCUGGGGGAUGUGGAGGUCAACGCCGGACAGAAUGCCACCUUCCAGUGCGUGGCAUCAGGACGGGCAUCCGAGGCGGAGAAGUUUUUACUAGAGCGGCACAACGGUGAGGUGUCCUCAGGUGGCUCGGUCAAGCACCUGGGCCGCAAUCGUUUUGCUGUGUCCUUCCAACUAGAGGAUGUCCAGAAGCCAGAGCAGGACCUCUACCGCUGUGUAACCCAAUCCACAAGAGGCUCCGGGGUGUCCAACUUUGCUGAGCUCAUUGUCAAAGUGCCCCCCUCCCCCAUCGCUCCACCUCAGCUGCUGAGAGCAGGCUCCACCUACCUUAUCAUCCAGCUCAACACCAACUCCAUCCUGGGUGAUGGCCCCAUCAUCCGCCGAGAAAUUGAGUACAGAGCCAGCCAUGCGCCCUGGUCCGAAAUCAAUGGAGUCAACAUGGUCACCUACAAGCUCUGGCACCUGGACCCAGACACAGAGUACCACAUCAGUGUGCUGCUCACCCGGCCUGGAGAGGGUGGUACGGGACCCCCUGGACCCCCACUAAUCAGCAGAACUAAGUGUGCUGAGCCUAUGAGGGCGCUGCGUGGUCUGAGAGCAGUAGAUGUCCAGGCUCGUCAACUUACCCUUCAGUGGGAGCCGUUGGCCUUUAACCUGACACGCUGCCACACCUACUCUGUCUCACUGUGCUACCGCUAUGCCACAGCGGGGGGCGGUGGCGGACACAACACCACGGUUAGAGAGUGCCUAGCUGUGGAGCGCAACACCUCACGCUUCACCCUCCGAGAUCUGCCACCCUAUCACACCAUCCACGUCCGCCUGGCCCUCGCCAACACCGAGGGCAAGAAAGAGGGCAAAGAGGUCACCUUCCAGAUGGAGGAAGAUGUUCCUGGAGGAAUUGCCCCAGAGUCCCUGACCUUCACCCCUCUGGAUGACAUGAUCUUCCUCAAAUGGGAGGAACCAGUGGAACCCAAUGGUCUCAUCACUCAGUAUGAGAUUAGUUACCAGAGCAUUGAGUCGUCUGACCCUGGCAUUAAUGUGCCGGGCCCGCGGCGCACUGUCUCCAAGCUGAGAAAUGAAACAUACCACAUGUUCUCCAACCUGCACCCCGGCACCACCUACCUCAUCUCUGUUCGAGCCCGAACGGCCAAGGGUUUCGGCCAGACUGCCCUAACUGAAAUCACCACCAACAUCUCGGCACCAACCUUCGACUAUGGAGACAUGCCGUCUCCGCUGAGCGAGACAGAAGGCACCAUCACAGUGCUGCUCCGUCCCGCCCAGGGCCGAGGCGCUCCAGUCAGUACAUACCAGGUGGUGGUGGAGGAGGAGAGUGUGAGGAAAGUGAAGAGGGAGUUGGGGAUGCAGGAUUGUUUCCCUGUGCCCAUUUCACACGGAGAGGCACAGGCUCGGGGCACUCCACACUACUACACAGCUGAACUGCCCCCAAGCAGCCUGCCUGAGGCCACACCCUUCACUGUGGGCGACAACCACACCUACAAUGGCUACUGGAACAGCCCACUGGACCCCAGGAAGAACUACCUCAUCUACUUUCAGGCCAUGAGCAACUUCCGAGGGGAAACCAGGAUAAACUGCAUCCGUAUCGCCCGUAAAGCUGCUUGUAAGGACCACCGACGCGCUCUGGAAGUGUCCCAGCACUCAGAGGAGAUGGGCCUGAUUCUGGGUGUUUGUGCAGGGGGUCUGGUGGUGCUCAUUCUGCUGCUGGGAGCCAUCAUCAUCAUCAUCAAAAAAGGAAGGGACUACUACUCUUACUCUUACUAUCCUAGGAAGCCAGUGAACAUGAAUAAGACUCCCAUUACCUACAGGCAGGAGAAGAGUAAUAUGAUGGGCUCAAUGGAGCGCAGCUUCGCUGACCAGAGCACACUGCAGGAGGACGAGAGAAUGGCUCUGUCCUUCAUGGAUGCCCACACCUGCAGCACCCGCAGUGAUCCACGCAGCUCCAUGAAUGAGUCCAGCAGUCUGCUUGGUGGCUCGCCCCGGAGACAGUGUGGGCGUAAGGGCUCUCCCUACCACACAGGACAGCUUCAUCCAGCCGUCCGCGUUGCUGACCUGCUGCAGCACAUCAACCAGAUGAAGACUGCAGAAGGCUAUGGUUUCAAACAGGAGUAUGAGAGCUUCUUUGAAGGCUGGGAUGUCACAAAGAAGAAGGAUAAAAAUAAGGGAAGACAUGAUACGCUAAUGGGUUAUGAUCGCCAUCGAGUGAAGUUGCACCCUCUGCUUGGAGACCCAAACUCCGACUACAUCAAUGCCAAUUACAUCGAUAUUCGGAUAAACAGGGAAGGCUACCAUCGAUCCAACCACUUCAUCGCCACACAGGGGCCUAAGCAGGAGACAGUGUAUGAUUUCUGGAGGAUGGUGUGGCAGGAGAACUGCUUCAGCAUCGUUAUGAUCACCAAGCUUGUGGAGGUUGGCAGGGUGAAGUGCUGUAAGUACUGGCCUGAUGACACAGAGAUGUACGGAGACAUCAAGAUCAGCCUGCUGAAGACAGAAACGCUGGCAGAAUACACAGUGCGCACCUUCUCCUUAGAGAGGAGGGGUUACUCAGCUAAGCAUGAGGUGCGGCAGUUCCAUUUUACAUCGUGGCCUGAGCAUGGAGUGCCGUACCACGCCACAGGUCUGCUGGCCUUCAUCCGCCGGGUAAAAACCUCCACACCAGCCGAUGCUGGACCUGUGGUGGUCCACUGCAGUAUGGGGGCUGGCAGGACUGGCUGCUACAUUGUGCUGGACGUUAUGUUGGACAUGGCAGAGUGUGAGGGAGUGGUGGACAUCUACAAUUGCGUGAAGACUCUCUGCUCACGCCGUAUCAACAUGAUCCAGACUGAGGAGCAGUACAUAUUCAUUCAUGAUGCCAUCCUGGAAGCGUGCCUGUGCGGGGAGACAGCUAUACCAGUGAACGAGUUUGCUCUCACCUAUAAGGAUAUGCUGAGAGUUGAUUCUCAGAGCAAUUCCUCGCAGCUCCGAGAAGAGUUUCAGACUCUGAACUCAGUGACCCCUCACCUGGACGUGGAGGAGUGCAGCAUCGCCCUGUUGCCACGGAACCGUGAGAAGAACCGCAGUAUGGAUGUUCUGCCUCCAGACCGUGCCCUAGCCUUCCUGGUCACAACAGAAGGAGAGAGCAACAACUACAUCAACGCAGCACUGACCGACAGCUUCCGUCGGCCAGCAGCCUUCAUAGUGACCCCACACCCUCUGCCGGGCACCACCGCAGACUUCUGGAGACUGGUGUUUGAUUACGGCUGCACCUCCAUAGUCAUGCUCAACCAGCUGAACCAGUCCAACUCAGCCUGGCCAUGUGUGCAGUACUGGCCAGAGCCUGGACUCCAGCAGUAUGGCCCCAUGCAGGUGGAAUUCCUCUCCAUGUCUGCUGAUGAGGAUAUCGUCACUCGACUGUUCCGUGUCAAAAAUGUCACAAGGCUCCAGGAGGGUCAGCUUGUGGUGUGCCAGUUCCAGUUCCUGCGCUGGUCAGCGUAUCGUGAUGUUCCAGACUCCAAGAAGGCCUUCCUCAACCUUCUAGCCCACGUGCAGAAGUGGCAAAGAGAAUGUGGUGAGGGCCGCACAGUGGUCCACUGCCUGAACGGCGGAGGCCGUAGCGGCAUGUUCUCUGCGUGUACUAUUCUGAUGGAGAUGAUUCAGUACCAGAAUGUGGUUGAUGUUUUCUACGCUGUCAAGACCCUGCGCAAUGCCAAACCUAACAUGGUGGAGACACUGGAGCAGUAUCGCUUCUGUUAUGACCUGGUGCUGGAGUAUUUGGAGUGCAUGGAGGUCAGAUAACAACAUAUCCCCUCACUGGCUUCACUGUGAAGAGCAGGACUGCUGGCAGAUUCAUUUUCUCUCUUUCUCUCUCUAUCUAUAUAGCUUUCUCUCUCUUCUUUUUUUCUGUGACCUCCUUCCAUAUCUCUUUCUUUCCCUUUUGUCAUCUCAUUUGAAAUGGGACAAAAAAAAUACGGAAAAUUAACAUAUGAGCAGGGGCCCCCGCCUUUUUCGCCCUGGAAUGUGAAGUUCUGGUUGGUUGUUUGUGGUUUGGUAUUGGUUUUUCCGAAUUUUUUCAGCAUCUCCCGCAUCCCCCCCGGGCUCUGAGUGAUCCUCCAGAAAUAACGCAAAGCCUGGGGUCUGAUACAAAGCACGCGUGUGACUUGACUUCAUUUCCUGAGACAGUGCACUGUGUAUUCUGUGCUGAGCUGUACUGGCGCUGUGUAACACCUGUGUGUCCCUAGUUGGCUGGACUGAGGAAACGAAACAGACGUUUGCUUGGGUGUGUUCUCUUCAUGUGCAGUUCACUAGAGCCGCACAUCUGAGCCCUGAUCUGCCUCAGCCUUCAUGAGCAGCCAGGAGGAGGUCCAACCAUACACGCACUGCAAACUAAAAACUGGAUCAGCAGCCAGCUCUUCAUCAACUGCCUAUUCACAUGAUGGUGCACCUUCAGUGCAUCUCUACAGCCAGCUAGAGGUUUUCACUUAACAGCUUUGGACAUUUCUUUUCUAACUAGGUCUCUGGAGUUCACGAUAAAAGUUGUUGUGCUUGUGACUCUUAACUGUGUCAUGGACCUGCCAUGCGUGGACCACUGAGAAAACAUCAGUACUGGUCUCAGAGGCGGAGUCUAUUACUUCAGACAUGGUGCCAUACACAUUAUCCCUCUGCCUGAAAGGGGAGCUUUCAUAAAUUUGAUAGCGCUGCUGAGGCUUCACUAUCUUGUCUGUUUUUCUCUUUAUUUUUCCUCGCUUGUAUAUAGACUCAAGGUCUGCAGAUCUUCUCUUUUAAGUCUUAAGUCUGAAGAGCUAAUCCAUCUUGUGUGUGCAAAGAGGAGUGCAUUAGCCGGGUGCGGGCGGUCAGUGUCGUGAAGGAAGAGGUGGAUUACAGGCUGACCCCCAUGCCCUUCCUCAAUAGCUGCACGAGAGUAGUGCUAAUGGAGUUUUACAAGCUCGUUCAAAGACUGUAACAAAGGUGAAAUUGUACUCCUAGUGCAAAGACAGGAAUGGAAUGGAGCAUGGGGAGUCCGCCACUGUCAAUUUGUAACUAUUUAUCUUCAGACUGACUUGUGUUUGUUGAGUGGUUUCUGUUUAACACUUUGUGGACCUUUGGCUUUAGGUGACUGUUUCCCUGAAGCAGUGUUCUGAUAAGGGUGAAGAUAUAUCCUUCAGUUUGGAAUUCCAGCAGUGUGAGUCUGUUAAGCUGUCAGUUUUCCAUUUCACUGUGGGAGUACUUUCACUGGUGUUCCUCAACCAUACAGAAGACAUGAGGACGGAGCACACAUACGCAAUUAAAUCAGAGACAUUGGUCUAUUUCUACCGAGUGAAACCCACAUACCCCCCACUCAGUGACCAUUUUGAUCCCCAAAUGUGCUUUAACAUUAUGCACACACCUCUCAAAUAAUGAUCCUGAACUGUAGAAUGGUUGAAAAUGUCAUAUCAGAGAUCCAUCACAUUUACUGUCAUAGAGAGCCACACAUGCUCUCAGUACAGCUGGUGUGCAGAAUUUACAGCUGUGCAUAUGUCACCCCAGAUGUCAGGCAGGCUUCUGAGGUAACAGUGAGUGACAGUUUCUGCAGCUAAUGGCAUCCAGCACGGCCCACGCUGCCAAGUCAAAGAGUCGGUUUAGCGAGUCGAGGGAAUCCACUGAAUGGUCAGACAGAUGGAGCAGUUUGUAAUAGGGAGGUGAUAUUGGAAUGAGUGCUGUUACAGAAAGAACAGCAGUGUUUGACGGAUUUCAAUUAACUGUCUUUUCUUUUACAACCUUGGACUUUGUCAGAAAGUGCCUGGACACUCACAUUGGAAGUGGAGAGUAUGUGUACAUAUAGAUGUAUAUUUGUUAUGUGAAUAGUAUGUGAAUAAACCGCUACAUGUUUGGACAGAUUUAACAACUUAUAAAGUAACCACAAAAAAAGUUGAAUGUACUGUACUGUAAAUGACCUUUUGAUUCAUAACUAUACCGCCAAAUGAUGUGAUGCAUCUUCAGCCAGCUGUGGAUGUCACACAAAAGCCAUUCCAAAGCCCCCUCCAUGAUGCCCGCUUGUAGCCAUCCCAGCCCAUGUAACUCCAAGUUUUUUGACUUUCAGCCUGUCAUUCCCGCCUGACUCAUUGCAGAGUCAUUCCCCAUCUCAUCUGUUCUUCUGUACAGUAUGUUGUGUAAUGGUCCAGUGUAUUUUAAGAUUGCUGAAACAAGGUGGAAGAACAGAGGACUUUUGUCAUGCAUUCUGAUCUUCCUGUCUGGAAACAACCUUUGGGCUGAUUCCUCCAUUUUUAUUUUCAUUGUUGCUUUUUUUGGUUUUAUAAGUGUUUGUGUACGGUACUGAAUGGACUGAAAAGACUACUGUGUUUUUGACCCUGUGUUUGUGGACAGGAAGGGGAACAUGAAGGCAGACAUGUCACAGGGCUUUGAGGGUUAGAGGGGUUUUUGUUCUUAACAGAAGAUAAAUAAAGGUUCUUUGACUGGGGA
Colossoma macropomum (tambaqui) is the source of this 7253-nucleotide messenger RNA. RefSeq names its product protein tyrosine phosphatase receptor type Ub (gene ptprub). The record is from RefSeq and is a predicted model, not a curated record. The transcript is spliced from 31 exons. Lineage: Eukaryota; Metazoa; Chordata; Actinopteri; Characiformes; Serrasalmidae. Gene Ontology annotation, molecular function: protein binding; protein tyrosine phosphatase activity. Gene Ontology annotation, biological process: protein dephosphorylation. Bases 237 to 4592 code for a protein of 1451 amino acids. Gene Ontology annotation, cellular component: membrane.